Messenger RNA from Pisolithus orientalis, 1730 nucleotides. RefSeq names its product L-gulonolactone D-arabinono-1,4-lactone oxidase. Gene Ontology annotation, cellular component: membrane; mitochondrion. Gene Ontology annotation, molecular function: FAD binding; D-arabinono-1,4-lactone oxidase activity. The transcript has 5 exons. The coding region runs from base 95 to 1558 and encodes 487 amino acids. Lineage: Eukaryota; Fungi; Basidiomycota; Agaricomycetes; Boletales; Pisolithaceae. The record is from RefSeq and is a predicted model, not a curated record.
GGUCGAUCGGCCAUGCUUGUGAGAUCACCGGCACAAAACACUUAUAAAGCCGCAUUCCGAACAGCAAUGGCUGCUACACUAAGCUUCACCCCCCAUGAACCCCCCUUCGUAUCUCGACGCUGUUCCCACAGAGGCCCUCUAUGAGGCCCUCCGACCUGUCACCAUACCCCCAUCUUCCAAGUACGCCCGCUUCACUAACUGGAGCGGAACAUUUUCGUGUUCCCCCCUUGCUGUCUUUGAACCGGAGUCAGAGCAUCAGUGCAAGCUUAUACUAGAGCUAGCUCGUAGAGAGGGCAAGGUCGUACGUGCCGUCGGCGUCGGUCAUAGUCCGAGCGACCUAGCUUGCACAACCGGGUUCAUGCUGCGUACCACAAAGCUCGAUCGUGUUCUUGAAAUAAAUGUAGAUAAACAAUAUGUUAUCGCUGAAGCAGGCAUCACCCUCGAGGCACUGCACGACCAUCUUGCCCAACAUGGCUUGGCCAUGAUAAACGUAGGUUCUAUCUCGGACCAAACACUCGGCGGAAUCGUCACAACCGCCACUCAUGGGACUGGCAUCAAUUAUGGCGUUAUCUCCACUAACGUCAUGGCCCUCACCUUGCUGUUAGCCGACGGAUCUCACAUAUUCUGUUCUCGGACUGAGAGAUCGGAUCUCUUCGUUGCGUCUAUCUGCGGGCUCGGAAGUACCGGCCUCAUCUUGAAUGUUACCCUUCAGGUCGAACCAGCUUUCCGACUUAGGGAAGUUCGAGAGAUGCAUAGCUUUCAUGACGCUAUUCGUCAACUGCAUUCGUUCAUUCAUGCGUCUCAACAUGUGCGUCUAUGGUGGUAUCCAACCGCCGACCGAGUCCGUGUCAGUUCGGCAGAUCGUACCGUAGAGCCCUGCAAGUCUGUAGGGAACUGGUUCUGGGAUAGCUUUCUGGCGUAUCAUGUCACCCUGUUUCUCCUGUUCGUUUCCAGAUAUGUCCCUUUGCUCGUUAUUUUUGUCGGCCGAUUUGCCGCUUGGCUCACCUCGGGGUAUGUCGUUGCCAUCGACACGAGCCAUCGAAUAUUCAACCUGGAAUGUGGCUUCCCACAACGUACGACGGAAUGGGCAAUCCCGUACGAGAACACACAGGCAUGUCUUGAAGAUCUGCACACCUGGUUGAAGCAAGAAGUGGAUGACCCUCGUGGGCUCCGACCCCAUUUUCCUAUCGAGAUCCGGUUCUCAGAUAGCGACGACAUAUGGCUCAGUCCGAGUAGUGGGAGGAAAACGUGCUGGAUCGGGAUCGUUCAAUACAAGCCCUACGGUUUCAAUGUACCCUAUAGAAAACUCUUCGCACAUUUUGAGGCUAUCCUGGGACAGCAUGGUGGUCGACCACAUUGGGCGAAAGCCCACGGACUUCGGCCAGAUGCAUUGCGGCGACUUUAUCCCCACUUCGACGAUUUCGUGCGAGUGCUGCAGGAGGUAGAUCCGAAAGGCAUGUUCAGGAACGAAUAUGUGCAGCGGCACAUCUUCGGAAGGGAAGAGAAGGAAUUCGAUGGAAGGGUCUUUAAACGUUAUAAGCCAUCUCAGAGGAUGUGAGAGGUGCUUGUAUGAGGUGGUUUGGGUUAGGACGAUGCGUGCAUGUGGACUGGCUAUGAUGCGUUUGUGCGCCGAGCCAUAUACGGCACAUAUUCACAGGGCUAAGUGGAGAGGGCAAGGCGUGCGUACGGAGAUGCCCGCGGCGGCCAAUGGGUUUGGUUUACCGCUGUUG